Messenger RNA from Dreissena polymorpha, 687 nucleotides. RefSeq names its product potassium channel subfamily K member 4-like. Bases 1 to 687 code for a protein of 228 amino acids. Gene Ontology annotation, biological process: stabilization of membrane potential; potassium ion transmembrane transport. NCBI's taxonomy places the organism in Eukaryota, Metazoa, Mollusca, Bivalvia, Myida, Dreissenidae. The transcript is spliced from 6 exons. Gene Ontology annotation, molecular function: potassium ion leak channel activity. The record is from RefSeq and is a predicted model, not a curated record. Gene Ontology annotation, cellular component: membrane.
AUGUUUAUAGAAAACAACACGUGCAUCAGUCACAAGGAGUUGGCCGCCUUCAUCGACGCGAUAAGCAGUGAGACAACGUUCGCCCAAGGGACGCUGCAGGGAACCAACGUCUCAACGCGCUGGGACUUCUCCGGAUCGUUCUCCUUCGUCGUGACCGUAGCAACCACCAUAGGUUACGGAAACCUGGCCCCACAUACGGGUAUCGGCAAGGUGGUGGUUAUAGCCUACGCACUCAUCGGGAUUCCCCUGACGUUCUUGAUGCUUCAAGGUAUUGGCGGUCGUCUCACACAGCUUUCCCACCGGGUCAACAAACUGAAGUUAUGCUCCAAGAAGCCUGCCCUCAACAAGUAUCUCAACAUGGUGCUUAUCAUUGUAAUAGGCGUAUCGCUGCUGUUCAUCGUUCCUACCAUCCUGUUCAUGAAAGUCGAAGGGUGGGAUCUGAUGGACGCGAUCUACUACUGCUUCGUCACCCUCUCCACCAUUGGCUUCGGGGACUUUAUUCCAGCGUUGUCCGAAAAUCGAUUCUCGAGGCGCGCGGACGCCCUGACGGUGUACCGGAUAGUGACGUACGUCUGGAUCCUGUUCGGCCUCGCCUACGUCGCGCUCAUCAUCAGCUACAUAUCCAAUAUCCUCGUGCGCAAGGCCGAGAAGGUGGAGCAAAUUAGUCGGAAAAAAAUCGAGAAGUAA